Messenger RNA from Phasianus colchicus (ring-necked pheasant), 7830 nucleotides. The record is from RefSeq and is a predicted model, not a curated record. NCBI's taxonomy places the organism in Eukaryota, Metazoa, Chordata, Aves, Galliformes, Phasianidae.
AUGGGUGUAAGUGCCAUUGAGGUGGUAGUACAGCAUGGCCUGGCAACACCUGAAGGUCUUACUGUAGACUGGAUUGCAGGAAACAUAUACUGGAUAGACAGCAAUCUGGACCAAAUAGAAGUUGCAAAGUUAGACGGUACUUUGAGAACAACGUUAAUAGCAGGAGCUAUGGAACAUCCAAGAGCUAUUGCUUUGGAUCCCAGAUAUGGAAUUCUAUUUUGGACAGACUGGGAUGCAAAUUUUCCUCGCAUUGAAUCCGCUUCUAUGAGCGGAGCGGAAAGAAAGAUCAUAUACAAAGAUAUGGAUACUGGAGCCUGGCCUAAUGGCCUUACAGUGGAUCAUUUUGAGAAAAGAAUAGUAUGGACAGAUGCCAGAUCAGAUGCUAUUUAUUCUGCAUUAUAUGAUGGAACCGGCAUGAUAGAGAUUAUACGGGGUCACGAAUAUCUUUCUCACCCGUUUGCUGUUUCUUUGUAUGGGAGUGAAGUAUAUUGGACAGAUUGGCGGACUAAUACACUUGCAAAAGCCAAUAAAUGGACUGGCCAGAAUGUCAGCGUUAUACAAAAAACAAGUGCUCAGCCCUUUGAUCUUCAGAUAUAUCACCCAAGCCGUCAGCCACAAGCUUCAAAUCCAUGUGCUGCUAAUGAGGGCAGAGGUCCAUGUUCUCACAUGUGUCUGAUCAAUCACAACAGAAGUGCUGCAUGUGCGUGUCCACAUCUGAUGAAACUUUCUUUAGACAAGAAAACAUGUUAUGAAAGGAAGAAAUUUCUUCUUUAUGUGAGACGUUCAGAAAUAAGAGGAGUAGACAUAGACAACCCCUACUUCAACUUUAUUACAGCCUUCACUGUUCCUGACAUUGAUGAUGUGACAGUCAUAGAUUUUGACGCUGUUGAGGAGCGGUUGUAUUGGACUGAUGUGAAAACACAAACCAUCAAGCGUGCCUUCAUUAAUGGCACUGGUUUAGAAACUAUUAUUUCAAGAGAUAUUCAGAGUAUCAGAGGUCUUGCAGUGGACUGGAUAUCACGGAACUUAUACUGGAUUAGCUCAGAAUUUGAUGAAACACAAAUUAAUGUGGCACAUUUAGAUGGUUCAUUAAAAACCUCAAUCAUCCAUGGAAUUGAUAAACCCCAGUGUCUUGCCGUUCACCCAGUAAAAGGUAAGCUCUACUGGACUGAUGGAAACACAAUUAACAUGGCUAACAUGGAUGGCAGCAACAGCAAAAUCCUCUUUCAGAAUCAAAAAGAUCCUGUUGGUUUAUCAGUAGACUAUGUGGAGAACAAACUUUACUGGAUCAGUUCAGGAAAUGGAACCAUUAAUAGAUGCAACCUGGAUGGUGGCAAUCUUGAAAUAAUAGACUCCAUGAAAGAAGAUUUACCGAAAGCCACAGCUUUAACAAUAAUGGAUAAAAAGCUAUGGUGGGCAGACCAGAAUUUAGCUCAGAUUGGAAUUUGUAACAAACGGGAUGGAAGAAACCCAACUAUCCUACGAAACAAGACUUCAGGUGUUGUGCACAUGAAAGUAUAUGAUAAGGCAGCGCAGCAAGGUAGCAACUCCUGUCAAUUCAAUAAUGGUGGAUGUUCCCAGCUCUGUUUACCAACAUCAGAAACCACAAGAACCUGUGUUUGUACAGUAGGCUACAACCUCCAAAAAAACCGCAUGGCGUGCAAAGGUAUAGAAUCAUUUGUUAUGUAUUCUGUUCAUGAAGGGAUUAGAGGAAUUCCUCUUGACCCAAAUGAUAAAAUGGAAGCUUUAAUGCCUAUAUCUGGAACCUCAUUUGCAGUGGGCAUAGACUUCCAUGCAGGUAAUGAUACAAUCUAUUGGACCGACAUGGGUUUCAACAAAAUUAGCAGAUCUAAACGGGACCAAACAUGGAAAGAAGACGUUGUUACAAAUGGCUUGGGAAGAGUUGAAGGCAUUGCAGUGGAUUGGAUAGCAGGUAACAUAUAUUGGACAGAUCAUGGCUUCAACUUAAUUGAAGUUGCCAGGCUCAACGGCUCAUUCCGAUAUGUAAUCAUAUCUGAGGGUCUGGACCAGCCAAGAUCUAUUGCAGUACACCCCGAAAAAGGGUAUUUAUUUUGGACAGAGUGGGGACAGAUUCCUUGCAUAGGAAAGGCGUAUUUAGAUGGAUCUGAGAAGGUUGUUCUUGUGAGCCUGGGGAUUGUGUGGCCUAAUGGGAUUUCAAUUGACUAUGAGAUAGAAAGAAUUGACCUUGAGAGUGGAGGGAAUCGGGAGAUUGUGCUGUCAGGGAGCAAUGUGGAUAUGUUUUCAGUUGCGGUGUUCGGAGCUUACAUCUACUGGUCUGACAGAGCACAUGCAAAUGGCUCUAUUAGAAGAGGCCACAAGAAUGAGGCCACGGAUGCUGUGACCAUGAGGACUGGCCUUGGAAUAAACCUGAAGGAAGUGAAAGUCUUUAAUAGAGCACGAGAGAAAGGUACUAAUGUUUGUGCCAAGAAUAACGGUGGAUGUCAUCAACUGUGUCUUUAUCGAGGAAAUGCACAAAGAACUUGUGCGUGCGCACAUGGCUAUCUUGCAGAAGAUGGAAUUACUUGCCUAAGACAUGAAGGUUACCUCUUAUAUUCAGGAAGGACAAUAUUAAAAAGUAUACAUCUUUCAGAUGAAAACAACUUAAAUUCACCAGUAAGGCCAUAUGAAAAUCCAGAGUACUUCAAAAAUGUGAUCGCUCUUGCUUUUGACUACAGUCUCAAAGGAAGAGGUACUAAUCGGAUAUUUUUCAGUGAUGCACACUUUGGAAAUAUACAAGUUAUUAAUGACAACUGGGCUGGCAGAAAAGUGCUAAUAGAAAAUGUUGGGUCAGUGGAGGGGCUUGCUUAUCACAGAGCUUGGGACACUCUAUAUUGGACCAGUUCAACCACAUCCUCAAUCACAAGACACACUGUUGACCAGAGACGUCGAGGAGCUUUUAACCGGGAAGCAGUAAUCACAAUGUCUGAAGAUGAUCAUCCACACGUACUAGCUCUAGAUGAAUGUCAAAACUUAAUGUUUUGGACUAACUGGAAUGAGCAGCUCCCGAGCAUCAUGAGAUCUACCCUCUCAGGCAAAAAUGCGCAGGUUAUCGUUAGCGCGGAUAUUUUGACACCAAAUGGACUUACCAUUGAUCAUAGGGCGGAGAAACUUUACUUUUCAGAUGGCAGCUUGGGAAAAAUUGAGAGAUGUGAAUAUGAUGGAUCACAAAGAUACGUAAUUGUCAAAUCCGGACCGGGCACGUUUCUCAGCCUGGCUGUGUAUGAUGAUUAUAUUUUUUGGUCUGAUGGAGUGAGAAGAGCUAUCCUGCGUUCCAGUAAAUACACAGGAGGAGAUACAAAAGUUCUUCGUUCUGAUAUCCCACAUCAGCCAAUGGGCGUUAUUGCUGUUGCCAAUGAUACUAACAGUUGUGAAUUAUCUCCUUGUGCACAAAUGAAUGGAGGUUGUCACGAUUUAUGUCUUCUGACUCCUGAUGGACGAGUGAAUUGUUCAUGUAGAGGGGAUAGAAUACUGAUAGAUGAUAACAGAUGUGUGACUAAAAAUUCUACUUGCAACACUUACUCUGAGUUUGAAUGUGGAAAUGGUGAAUGCAUUGAUUACCAACUGACUUGCGAUGGCGUUGCUCAUUGUAAGGACAAGUCUGAUGAGAAACUGUUUUACUGUGAAAAUAGAGGCUGUCGAAAGGGUUUCAAACCGUGUUCUAAUCGGCGCUGUAUUUCGCGUAGCAAAGUAUGCGAUGGUAUGAACGACUGUGGUGACAACUCUGAUGAAUUUGAUUGUAAAGAUUCAGCAUGUGCUUCAACAGAAUUCCGUUGUGCAGAUGGGACUUGCAUUGGAAAAUCAGCACAGUGCAACCAGAUCAUUGAUUGUGCAGAUGCUUUGGAUGAAAAGAAUUGUAAUAAUACAAACUGUGCUUACUUCUAUAAACUUGGAAUUAAAUCUACUGGAUUUAUUAGCUGUAAUUCCACUUCACUUUGUAUACUGCCAGAAUGGAUAUGUGAUGGAUCUAAUGACUGUGGAGAUUAUACAGAUGAACUAAAAUGCCCAGUUCAAAACAAACCCACAUGUGAAGAAAAUUAUUUUGGUUGUCCUAGUGGAAGAUGUAUUCUGAACACCUGGCUUUGUGAUGGGCAGAAAGACUGCGAGGAUGGAGUGGAUGAAUUGCACUGUGAUUCAUCCUGCUCGUGGAAUCAGUUUGCUUGUUCUGCAGACAAGUGCAUCUCUAAGCAAUGGACUUGUGAUGGUGAGGAUGACUGUGGAAAUGGCUUAGAUGAGAGUGAUGCUAUUUGUGGUUCAGUGACGUGUGCUGCGGGGACAUUCAGUUGCCUAGGCUCCCAUGCCUGUGUUCCUCAGCACUGGCUUUGUGAUGGUGAAAGAGACUGUCCAAAUGGAAGUGAUGAACUCUCUACAGCAGGCUGUGCUCCUAAUAAUACUUGUGAUGAGAAUGCUUUCACGUGCCAUAACAACAUCUGCAUUCCAAAACAGUUUGUAUGUGACCAUGAUGAUGACUGUGGAGAUGGAUCAGAUGAAUCACUGGAAUGUGAGCAGUCAUGUAACAGCUCUUCCUUCAUGUGCAAAAAUGGCAAGUGUAUUCCUCAGACUAAUGUUUGUAAUAACAAAGAAGAUUGUAGCGAUGGCUCUGAUGAGAAAAGCUGCCACAUUAAUGAGUGCCUCAGUAAGAAAGUUAGUGGCUGCUCACAGGAUUGUCAGGAUCUUCCUGUUGGAUACAAGUGCAAAUGCUGGCCUGGAUUUCAGCUGAAGGAUGAUGGCAAAACAUGUACAGAUAUUGAUGAAUGUUCAUCUGGAUUUCCCUGUAGCCAGCAAUGCAUCAAUACAUAUGGAACGUACAAGUGCUUGUGUGCUGAUGGGUAUGAAAUACAGCCUGAUAACCUAAAUGGCUGCAAAUCCCUUUCAGAUGAGGAGCCUUUCUUAAUUCUGGCUGAUCAUCAUGAAAUAAGAAAAAUUAGCACUGAUGGAUCCAACUACACUUUGUUGAAACAGGGACUAAACAACGUGAUUGCAAUAGACUUUGACUAUAGAGAAGAGUUCAUCUACUGGAUUGAUUCCAGCAGACCCAAUGGAAGUAGGAUAAACAGAAUGUGUUUGAAUGGAAGUGACAUCAAGGUAGUCCACAAUACAGCUGUUCCCAAUGCAUUGGCUGUCGAUUGGAUUGGAAAGAAUCUAUAUUGGUCUGAUACUGAAAAGAGAAUUAUUGAAGUAUCUAAAGUGAAUGGCUUAUACCCAACUGUCCUUGUGAGCAAAAGAGUGAAGUUUCCUAGAGAUCUCUCCUUAGAUCCACAAGCUGGAUACUUGUACUGGAUUGAUUGCUGUGAGUAUCCUCACAUUGGUCGUAUCGGUAUGGAUGGCUCCAGUCAAAGUGUUGUCAUAGAAACACAAAUAUCUAGACCUAUGGCACUUACAAUAGAUUAUGUCAACCACAGACUGUAUUGGGCUGAUGAAAAUCACAUUGAAUUUUCAGAUAUGGACGGAUCUCAUAGACAUAAAGUUCCUAAUCAAGAUAUUCCAGGGGUGAUUGCACUAACAUUGUUUGAAGACUACAUCUACUGGACAGAUGGGAAAACCAAAUCACUCAACCGUGCCCACAAAACCUCUGGAUUAGACAGACUGUCGCUAAUUAACUCCUGGCAUACCAUAACUGAUAUACAGGUGUAUCAUUCUUACAGGCAACCUGAUGUGUCUAAACAUCUGUGCACAGUAAACAAUGGUGGUUGCAGUCAUUUAUGCCUUUUAGCCCCUGGCAAGACGCAUACAUGUGCCUGUCCCACUAACUUUUAUCUUGCUGCAGAUAACAAGACAUGCUUAUCAAACUGCACUGCCAGUCAGUUCCGUUGCAAAACUGACAAAUGUAUUCCAUUCUGGUGGAAAUGUGACACUGUUGAUGACUGUGGAGAUGGCUCUGAUGAGCCUGAGGAGUGCCCUGAAUUCAGAUGUCAGCCAGGACGUUUUCAGUGUGGAACUGGACUUUGUGCCCUUCCAGCCUUUAUCUGUGAUGGAGAGAAUGAUUGUGGGGACAAUUCUGAUGAACUGAACUGUGACACGCAUGUGUGUCUGUCAGGUCAGUUCAAGUGCACAAAGAAUCAGAAAUGCAUUCCAAUAAACCUGAGAUGCAAUGGACAGGAUGAUUGUGGUGACGAAGAAGAUGAAAGGGAUUGUCCGGAAAACAGUUGUUCUCCAGACCAUUUCCAGUGUCAAACAACUAAACACUGCAUUUCUAAACUGUGGGUAUGUGAUGAAGACCCAGACUGUGCCGAUGGAUCAGAUGAAGCUAACUGUGACAAAAAAACUUGUGGGCCUCAUGAAUUCCAGUGCAAAAACAACAACUGUAUUCCAGAUCAUUGGAGAUGUGAUAGCCAAAACGACUGUGGUGAUAAUUCUGAUGAAGAAAACUGUAAGCCUCAAACGUGCACUUUGAAAGACUUUCUUUGUGCAAAUGGAGACUGUGUUUCAGCAAGAUUCUGGUGUGAUGGAGACUAUGACUGUGCAGAUGGCUCAGAUGAGAGGUACUGUGAAACAGGUUGUUCAAGAGAUCAGUUCCAGUGUUCCAAUGGUCAGUGCAUACCAGCAAAAUGGAAAUGUGAUGGUCAUGAAGACUGCAAACUUGGGGAUGAUGAGAAAAAUUGUGAACCAGCAUCUCCAACCUGCUCUGCAAGUGAAUACAUCUGUGCAAGUGGAGGCUGUAUUUCAGCAUCUUUGAAAUGUAAUGGAGAGUAUGACUGUGCUGAUGGAUCUGAUGAGAUGGAUUGUGUAACGGAAUGCAAAGAAGAUCAGUUUCGAUGCAAAAAUAAGGCCUACUGUAUCCCUGUCAGAUGGCUUUGUGAUGGAAUCCAUGACUGUGUGGAUGGUAGUGAUGAAGAAGACUGUGUCCAAGGGGGGAGUAUAUGUAGAGCUGAUGAAUUCUUGUGCAACAAUUCCCUCUGCAAACUGCAUUUUUGGGUUUGUGAUGGAGAAGAUGACUGUGGAGAUAACUCUGAUGAAGUUGCUGAAAUGUGUGUUAAGUUUCCAUGCCCUCCAACAAGGCCAUACAGAUGUAGAAACAACAGGGUUUGUCUGAGACCUGAGCAGAUUUGCAAUGAGGUUGAUGACUGUGGUGAUAACUCGGAUGAAGAUCACUGUGAUAAAAUCACAUAUAAACCAAGACCAUGUAAAAAAGAUGAAUUUACUUGUAAUGAUAAGAAAUGUAUUCCAAUGGAGCUACAGUGUGAUUGGUUUGAUGACUGUGGAGAUGGUUCAGAUGAGCAAGACUGCAAAAUAAGUGUAACAGAAUAUACAUGUGAAGAUAACGUGAACCCUUGUGGAGAUGAUGCAUACUGUAAUCAAACAAAAACAUCCCUAUUGUGUCAGUGCAAGCCUGGAUUUCGGAGAAAUGAGAGAAAUAGACAAUGUGAAGAUAUCAAUGAAUGUAUGGUAUUUGGUGCCUGCUCCCAGCAUUGCAAUAAUGUUAAAGGGUCAUACAGAUGUGCAUGUGAGAAAAACUAUAAGGAAUGGAAUAACAGUUGUAAAGCAAAAGGCUCUGAAGAACAAGUUCUCUAUGUUGCUAAUGACACUGACAUCCUGGGUUUUGCAUAUCCAUUCAACUACAGUGAUGUUCAUCAACAAAUAUCACAUAUUGAACAUAAUUCAAGGAUAACUGGAAUGGAUGCAUAUUUUCAAGGGAACAUGAUUGUUUGGAGUACUCAGUUUAAUCCUGGAGGAAUUUUCUACAGAAAACUUCAUGAUGAAGAGAAAAGGCAAAGUAACAGUGGUUUGAUAGUAGAUUCUGGUGAAGGUAUUUCAUCCAAAUCAUACAAAGGUUUUGACAAAUCUGUAUGUAAAAAAUAUACUGAUGACUGA